AUGCUAUUAAAUCAUUUUAAAAAUGAAAAUUGUCAAUCGUCUAUACAAGAAAAUGGUCAUCAAUUAUUAAAUCAAAAUCCAAUUCAUAAAAAUAACUUUUUCUGUUUACAUCAUCGUUUAAUGUACUCUAAUCACAAAAAUAUUACAUAUUAUAUUCAAGAAUCAUUAGAACUUAAUUUAAAUUCCAAUGAUGAAUGUCGAGAUGACUAUGAAAAAAACCAACAACAACUAACUGUCAUUGAUUGUCUUCUUUAA
Messenger RNA from Rotaria sordida, 255 nucleotides. The record is from the annotation of a GenBank genome assembly. Lineage: Eukaryota; Metazoa; Rotifera; Eurotatoria; Philodinida; Philodinidae.